AUGGAAGUGAAACUCACUACUAUUAAGACCUUAUUGUCAAAUUGCAAGGGUCUUGAAAGUUUAAGUUUCAAGAGGUGUUGGAAUUCAGAUGAAUUUGAUUUAGGAGAGGAGAACCCAAGGUUGAGAAAGUUGGUCGUGGACAGAUGCAUGUUUGGACCUAAUAGUCAUUAUUUUAUAGUCAAUGCUCCAAACUUACAAUAUUUCUAUUAUUCCGGGUUGAAUAAUAACUUUUUGGUCAUAGACGUGCGUUCCCUUGUGAUGGAAGAGUCAGUUCUUGAUUUCUGUAUUGAGUUUGAAGGAAAUGCUCUUUUUCUCUACAAACUGAUGGAAAAUAUCUCUGGUGGUAGUACUUUAACUGUGUGUAAUUACUUUCUUCAGGUUGUUCCCAUUGGAGGCUGCCUGCUCCGAAUGCCACAUAGCUUAAAUGUGAGGAGUUUGACAAUGAAGACAUCAUUGGAACAAAAUGAGCUUUUAGGAAUCACGUUCUUGCUUAAUAGAUGCCUUGAAUUAGAUCAUCUCACUAUCGAGUUAGGUCUCCCGAAAAAAUAUUUGGAUUAUGAGUUACCUGUCAACUUUAAGUCUGAGAGAUUUUGGACUGAUCAUGCAAGGGCUUAUGCAUGUAUGAUAUAUACUCUUAGAGAGGUGGUGAUUAAAGGCUUUAAAGAUCUAAGAAUGAGAUUCAUAUGCUUACCUAUUUCAUUACCACUGGAAGAGUCUUGA
This is a messenger RNA of Lotus japonicus, 720 nucleotides long. Its product is annotated as putative F-box protein At3g29830. Lineage: Eukaryota; Viridiplantae; Streptophyta; Magnoliopsida; Fabales; Fabaceae. Bases 1 to 720 code for a protein of 239 amino acids. The transcript has 3 exons. The record is from RefSeq and is a predicted model, not a curated record.